Astyanax mexicanus (Mexican tetra) is the source of this 3882-nucleotide messenger RNA. RefSeq names its product C-X-C chemokine receptor type 5. Bases 331 to 1431 code for a protein of 366 amino acids. Gene Ontology annotation, biological process: immune response; chemotaxis; G protein-coupled receptor signaling pathway. The record is from RefSeq and is a predicted model, not a curated record. Gene Ontology annotation, cellular component: membrane. Gene Ontology annotation, molecular function: chemokine receptor activity. The transcript is spliced from 2 exons. NCBI's taxonomy places the organism in Eukaryota, Metazoa, Chordata, Actinopteri, Characiformes, Acestrorhamphidae.
UAAAGGCAGAAAAUAUAAAUAAGUUAGAAUUCAGUUAUGAACCAUAUGUCUUUUGGGUUAACUAGAAAAAAAAAAAAAACUCAAUCUGCCUGAGAACAAUGUGUGCCCACUGACUGAUUACCACAGUUUCAGUAGUUUGAUGUUGUGGGGAGUUUAAGAUGACAAGAGUGUGUGUGUGUGUGUGUGUGUGUGCGAGGGUGGGAGUGUAAAUCUGAAGCAGAGAGCUGGAGUUUCCUGGAAACACGCUCGGCUGACCUUUACAUCUGCAGUUUCCUCACUUCUGCCUCAGAUUAACAUUAGAAUUAUCAGAAUUCUCUCAGGUCCAGCAACAUGGAGCUGUACACCGGGGCGGAUUCCCUUAUUUACGAGUUUACAGAUCUUGGUUUUGACAACAUCUCAGAUAUUCCACCACUAGAAGACGAGUUUGUCUGUACCAACCAGGUUGACUCUCUGCGAAUGUAUCACACCGUCUUCCAGCCUCUGGUCUACAGUCUGGUGUUCCUGCUGGGCGUCACAGGAAACAGCCUCCUCCUGACCGUCCUACUGCAGCACCGUGCCCGCCUCCGCAUCACCGAGAUCUACCUGCUGCACCUGGCGCUGGCUGACCUACUCCUGCUCUUCACCUUCCCGUUCGCCAUAGUCGAGGUACUGACCGGCUGGGUGUUCGGCAACUUCCUGUGCAAGUUCCUGGGGCUCCUGAACCGGCUGAACCUGGUGUGUGGAAGUCUGCUGCUGGCGUGCAUUGGCUUUGAUCGCUACCUCGCUGUCGUUCACGCCAUCUCCAGGCUUCAAACCCGUCGUCCGCGGCUUGUCCACCUUACCUGUGCUCUGCUCUGGCUCUUCUGCCUCAUGGUGACCAUGCCCAACGUUGUGUUCCUCUCAGUGAUGCCCAGCAAUCAGUCUGACCGGCUGGAGUGCCACUUCAACAGCCAUGGCAUCUACGCCAACAACUGGCUAAUCGCUAAUCGCUUGCUGAACCACUUCUUGUGCUUCUUCCUGCCUCUGAUUAUCAUGGGAUACUGUUACACUGCUGUGGUGGUCACCCUUUACCAGGGUCAGCAGAGUCUGGAGAAGCAGGGGGCUAUUCGGCUGGCGAUGGUGGUUACCCUGGUGUUCUGCUUGUGCUGGCUACCCUUUAACAUCACCUCGUUUUUGGACACUCUGGUGCGCUUGGAUGUUCUGUCGCAGAAAACCUGCCAGGCUAGAAAUUCGUUAAUUCAGGGUCUGGUGGUCACUGAAAGUAUUGGCUUCAUCCACUGCUGCCUUAACCCGAUUCUGUACGCUUUUGUUGGGGUGCGCUUCCGGAAAGACCUCCUGCGACUGCUGGCAAAAUGGGGCUGCGGAAAGGCUGGAGUUCUGAGUAGGGUGUCGGUCUCUGAGUUGGCAACCACCACCACCAGCAGCCAGUACCAAUACUGUCGGGAUACAUAAAAGAAACUUCUCCGAAAAGUGUUUGUAAUAAAGUUUCUGACUUUUUUCAACCAAUCACUGGCUUGAUGCUUUUGACUAUGUAAUGUAGUGCAUUGCUGUGUAAGUAGAGGUGGGACAAAAUAUUGAUAUUGCCAUUGAUUUGCAAUACAUUAUUGAUAUGUGCCAUCAAAUAUGGAUAUUUUUAUUGAAACAUAGGCUCUCUAAAGUCUAAGACCUGCCCCCAACUUGAAUUUGCUUUACUAAAGUUACUGCUUCAUUACUCCACAUGGUGGUGCAAACCAAAUGAAUAGGGUUAACCUGCUGUGAGGAAUAAUGGUUGUCAAAUUCUGUAAAAAACUGACACCAGAGCUCCAGAUUAAGACAGUCCCACUGUCCCUGGGCCAAUAAAAAUAGCACACCAGACAAGAUUAAGGCUCUUUCUGGAUACUUUUGGGAAGGAUCAAUUGCAUUCUGUAAAAAUGGCUAGAAGCUGUUUUUAAGGAGAACGCAUGCUGGUUGGAAUAUGAUAUGGAAUUUUCCUACUGCUUAGCAUAAGGUCUGUUUACAGAUAAAGUUCUGCCUUAAAACAUGGAGCCAAUCAGUCUGUUGGUAACACUGUUGUCAGUCAACUCGGGAGCUUCAAAAGUGGCCAUGGUAAUCAACUAGUAGCAACUAGCUGGAUAAAGGCAGAAAUGAACUGUAUUGAUGAGAAAUUGAUGAGACCCUUAAAGACACAUAAAUAGUAAAGUUAAAAAUAAAUAGUUGGGUCAGAUAGUUUUCAGUUUGGGACAGCAGACAGAAGUUUGGGACAGUUGUAAAAAAGUUAGUCUGUAUGAAAAUACCAUGGGUUCUGGUAUUUGCUUAUUUAGGAGUAUUUUAUCCUUUUCAGUAGCACAGAUAAUGUGAAGUAUUAUAGAGAAUUGUCUUACGCUAUAUUGUUUAUUGUAGAGUAUCAUGAUAUCAUCGUUAUCGUGGGCAGAGUAUUGUGAUAAUAUUGCCUCGUAAAAUGCCCUGUGAUUCCCACCUAUGUAUAAGCCACACUAUUUGGACAUUAAUACUGGGGCACCUACAAAUUAAACCUAAAUGAGUUUUUAUUAUCACAUCCCAUUAUAAACCUAAAGCAUUAACAUUGAGUUGAGCUCCUGAGGUGGCAGCGGUAUAUGGUCUCUGAUUACUGCUUUGCACACUCUUGGCAUCAUUCUCUCAAUGAGCUUCAAGAGGUGGUCACCUGAAAUGGUUUUCCAACAAUCUUGAAGGAAGGAGUUCCCAGAGGUGUUUAGAACCUGUUGGCCCCUUUGCCUUCACUCUGAGGCCCAGCUCACCCCAAACCAUUUGGAUUGGGUUCAGGUCCGGUGACUGUGGAGGCCAGGUCAUUUUUUGUUAAGUACAUAAAACUCCACAUGUGUUCAUUUAUAGUUUUGAUGCCUUUAGUGAGAAUCUACAAUGUAAAUAGUCAUUAAAAUAAAGAAAAUUGAAUGAGAAGGUGUGUCCAAACUUUUGGCCUGUACUGUAUAUAACAGAGGCAGAGUAUACCUGCCCAAUAUCAUUAAUUUGACUCUAAUCUCUGAUGAAAAGAGGGAUUAUUAAUUUCAUUACAUGUUAGAUCAUUGACUUCUGGUGGAACAUUGAAAUCUGGUGAAAAUCCCUGCAUCCAGAAAGAAGGGAGUGAUUGUAAUGUUGUUCAAAAAGAAGAUACCAGGAACAAUAAAUAAUUAAACAUUUAGACUGAUAUUUAGACAGUAUUUAUUCAUGCUCGAUGUCUCAGCAUGUUGUAGAGUUGUAGAGGUUCCUAACGCCCAUGCAGCUCAAACAUUCUCACACAGUUCCUUUAGAUUUUGUGGUAGGCGUGUAGGAGUGAUGAUAACACGUUCAACAGCAUCCUAAACAGGAUUGGGUCUGGUGAUGUGAGUGGUGAUGCCAUAGUGUCUGUCUUCAUGGUAAGCUCUAUGUGGAUAAGCAUCGUCUUGUGCGCAUUUAGAAAAGGUGAUACCAUACCACAGCCAGCUGCAUCACCAGACCUGUCCCUGAUUGAAAAUGUGUGGGAUGCUAUCGGAUGAUCUAUCAGCAUUCUUAACAUCCCUACAGUAAAGUCUGCAGGAACUGUGUGAGAAUAUUCAUGCUGCAUGAGAUGGAUUAUCACAGGACAACAUUAGGAACCUCUACAACGUCAUGCUAAAACAUAGAUUUUAUAUACCUAUGGCAAUUAAUUAGUGUGUAAAAGGUGUCCCAAUAUUUUUGUCCAUAUAGAACAAAUGUCUGUGUAGAAUGUUAAGUGACUGAUUGAGGUUCAGAGCAUGUACAAAGACAAAUAUACCCUUUUAUCUCUGAAAUAUUUCUGUAGAUAAUUGUGAGAUGUGCUUUACUGUGUUUCGCUCCGCAUUUUGGAUGAGUGCCCGAGCAUAAAGGCAGUAGUUUUUUUUUUAUACGAUAUGCAAAUCAUGAUGUUCAAAAAUAAAUUUUACUUGUCUACUC